Messenger RNA from Cannabis sativa, 2466 nucleotides. RefSeq names its product leucine-rich repeat receptor-like protein kinase PXC1. The record is from RefSeq and is a predicted model, not a curated record. Gene Ontology annotation, molecular function: protein kinase activity; protein binding; ATP binding. The transcript is spliced from 2 exons. The coding region runs from base 300 to 2081 and encodes 593 amino acids. Lineage: Eukaryota; Viridiplantae; Streptophyta; Magnoliopsida; Rosales; Cannabaceae. Gene Ontology annotation, biological process: protein phosphorylation.
AAUAAGUUCACCAAUUGUGUUUAUAAAUAAGUCUUUGAGCUUCAUUAGACAAUAUCCUGUGAUUUUACACAUGCUUGUUAUGACUGUGAUAUGAAUCUGACAUAGUACAUAACGAUUAGGAAUACACAUAGAGCAUUGGUUAUCUCAAUAAAGCUUUGUAAUAAACGAAAGAAUAUAUCGUUUUCUGAGGUGGAAUAAUGAAAGGAGGAUCAAUAAAGAUAGAAGCAUAUAUGUUUGUAUGACUAUCUUCAUUUAGUUUCUGAAGAUCCAAUAGAGACUUAAAAAGAAUAAAGAAAAUAAUGCAGACAAGGAGAGGAUUGAACCGGUUUUUGAUGGGGAUGAUUAUUGGUGUUGUCUUCCUUCGAAUGCCUACUGUUUUAGGAGGUGAGUCAUCUGAAUUUGAAUCAUUAAUUUUGUUUCUUAGAGCUGUUGAUCCUCAAAACAUGUUAAGUUUUUUAGGCCAGGAUGCAUCAAGCAAAAAUCCAUGCUUGGAUAAGUGGAAGGGUGUGAAAUGUAACAUAGUUAGUACCAGCAUUCUUGAAAUUAGCCUUGAAAACUUAAAUCUUAAUGGUGUACUUGAUGCAAAUUCAUUAUGCAAGCUUCCAAAUAUUCGAGUUCUUAGCUUAGCCGAAAACAGAAUUCAAGGAAACAUUCCAAACGCCAUAAUGUAUUGCAGAAAGUUGACCUAUUUAAAUCUAAGCAGUAAUCUCCUAAGUGGGAGGAUUCCAAGGGAUCUAGCCAAAAUGAAAUAUCUUAGGAAAUUGGACAUCUCCAAUAAUCAUUUUGAGGGUAUGAUCCCGAUUUUCCAAGUGGAAUCGAAGAAACCGAAUAGUAGAAUUAUGUACCUGGAAGAGUUUAAGGAUCAUACUAAUGUGUCCCCAGAGAGUUCCCAAAGUGACAAUUCUGAGGAAAAGAGUUGGCUCAAGAGAUCACAAAACUGGAUACCAUUAGUUAUUGGACUCUCUUUGUUCAUUUUUGUGACAUACUUGGCGGGGAAGAAGGCAUCAGAAUUGGCAAGAGACAAGGCAAUUCUGAAGUCUCUUCAUUACUCUCCAACUAUGACCCCUCAAGUUAGGACAACAGAGGAAGUGAAGCCAGAGAGAAUACUAUCUGAUCUUGUCUUUUUUGUUGAUGAGGAAGAGAGAUUCGAAAUGGAGGAAUUUCUUGAAGCCACAGCUGAUUUAAGAAGUCAGAGUCUUUUAAGUAGUUUGUACAAGGUAAUACUCAAGAACAAUGCGGUGUAUUCAGUGACAAGAUUGAAGAGAUUGCAAGUUUCCUUUGAGGAAUUUUGCAAAAUUAUGAAUCUGAUUGGAGAUGUGAAGCAUCCAAACAUUUUACCUCUUGUUGCUUAUAGUUUUACUCCUGAAGAUAAACUCCUAAUCUACAAGUAUCAAAACAAAGGCAGUCUGCUUAACCUGUUUGAAGAUUAUAUCGAAAGCAAGAGGGAUUUCCCAUUAAGACUUCGAUUGUCAAUAGCAGGAGGAAUUGCAAGGGGUUUGAGCUUCAUGUAUAGAAUUACUAAUGAGCAUGAAACAAUACUACAUCAUGGGAAUCUUAAACUUUCAAAUAUUCUGUUGGAUGACAAUGAUGAAGCAGUCAUAAGCGAAUUCGGGCACUCGAGAUUUCUAGACCCCAAGGGAGAUGGGAUAUGUUCCUCCAAAGGCUACACAGCACCAGAGAAAGGUGUAUCCGAAAAAGGAGAUGUGUAUAGCUUUGGAGUGAUACUCUUAGAGCUUCUCACAGGAAAACCUGUAGAGAGAACAGGUGUAGACCUUCCUAAAUUGGUGAAUGCCAUGAUAAGAGAGGAGUGGACUGGAGAGGUGUUUGAUAGGGAAAUAGCUAAGGCUGAAGCAGCUCACUGGGCUUUCAUUUUGCUGAAUAUUGCUCUUAAGUGUGUCUCUGAACUCCCCGAAAACCGGCCUACUAUGGAAGAGGUUUUGGAAAAGAUUGAAGAUGUUAUGAAUGAAGAGCAAGACCCUACCAUGUCACCAUUGUCUUCUUCUCGUGAAUGUCACCAAGAUACUUGUCUUCUACAUAGCAUCAUAGCUGAGACAUGGGAAACUCCUGGAUCAAAUUAUUGAACCUUAAUUAGUAAUUGCUUUCUGAAACAUCACUACCUACAUUAAUUAAUAAUUUUCAUACUUUUUCAUCAUGUAAUUCCCGGAUUGCAUAAGUAGUCUUUAGCAAAGUACUUUUGUCUGUUGAGUAUAGAUUAAUUAAUUCAUCAAUUUGGAGACUAGGGUAUGUAUUUGCUUAGUUCUCAUAUCUCUGUGCUUAUAGAUAUAUACAUGAGAUAUUUGCUUUCUUCACAAUAAUUAGGCCCACCAAAGAAUCUGUUGGUUGUUUCUUGCUAAUCACGACAGCUCUUCUGACCAAGUUUACGUUACUUGGAGAGCAUUUCCAUGAUGCAAGCAAGAUUACCAUGUGACAGAAUAUAUAUGAUAUAUAAACAUAUAGAAAAGAACU